UUUGAUAAGAGGGGACAAAGUUUCUUCAGAAAUGAACCGGAGUUCCUUAGUAAGAACUUCAGUGUCUUUUAUACACAGGUGCCUGGAGAACUGGGGAGUCCUUGCCAUUCCAAGCCACCCUGUGCUGGUAAUUCCUCUCAGAAACUUGUACGAACUUGUUUUUGACUGACAGUGAACAGUAAGACUGUUUCUUCACUUUGAAAAACCCUCAGCACCUACCUUUCCAAGGCACCCUGGAUCACUUCCUUGCCUGGUCUUAAUUUCCCGCCCAUCCAGGAGCCUGCACUGGGCACUCCGCAGAAAACAAACGGUGUACCACAGAGCAAAUGCUAAACCAAAUUCAUGCCCUGUGUCUUUCUUGGCUGGCGGUAGGAGGGGACAAUCCUGACUCGAGGACUUCAGUGAAGGCCAUAGCAGAGCCCCAUGGUAGCCAGGUGGGAGAAGGGGAGCGAGGACGCGCCACUUGCCCUGCAGAAGAUUCCUGACCUACAGAGUGGUUCAAAGAUGGAUGCCAUUCACCUUGGCAUGUCCAGUGCCCCACUGGUGAAGCACACCAACGGGGUUGGACUCAAGGCCCACAGACCCCGAGUCAUGUCGAAGAGUGGGCACAGCAAUGUGAGAAUCGAUAAGGUAGACGGAAUCUAUUUGCUCUACCUCCAGGACUUGUGGACAACCGUCAUCGACAUGAAGUGGCGAUACAAGCUCACCCUAUUUGCUGCCACCUUUGUGAUGACCUGGUUUCUGUUUGGAGUGGUCUACUAUGCCAUAGCCUUUAUUCAUGGUGACUUACAACUUGGGGUAUCUAAUUCCAACCACACACCCUGCAUUAUGAAAGUGGACUCUCUCACAGGAGCAUUCCUCUUUUCCUUGGAAUCUCAGACAACCAUUGGCUAUGGGGUCCGUUCCAUCACAGAGGAGUGUCCCCAUGCUAUCUUCCUCUUAGUCGCCCAACUGGUCAUCACCACCUUGAUUGAGAUCUUCAUUACGGGGACCUUUCUGGCCAAAAUUGCAAGACCCAAAAAGCGAGCCGAGACCAUUAAGUUCAGCCACUGUGCCGUCAUCAGCAAGCAGAAUGGAAAGCUAUGCCUGGUCAUCCAGGUGGCCAACAUGAGGAAGAGUCUCCUGAUUCAGUGCCAGCUCUCUGGAAAACUCCUGCAGACACACGUCACCAAAGAGGGAGAGCGCAUUCUCCUCAACCAGGCCACUGUCAAAUUCCACGUGGACUCCUCUUCCGAGAGUCCCUUCCUCAUCCUGCCCAUGACCUUCUACCAUGUGUUGGAUGAGACAAGCCCCCUGCGGGACCUCACACCCCAGAACCUAAAGGAGAAGGAGUUUGAGCUGGUGGUGCUUCUCAACGCCACGGUGGAGUCUACCAGCGCCGUCUGCCAGAGCCGAACGUCUUACAUCCCGGAGGAGAUCUACUGGGGCUUUGAGUUUGUGCCUGUGGUUUCUCUCUCCAAAAAUGGAAAGUAUGUGGCUGAUUUCAGUCAAUUUGAGCAGAUCAGGAAGAGCCCGGAUUGUACCUUCUACUGUGCCGAUUCUGAGAAGCAGAAGCUUGAAGAACAGUACAGGCAAGAGGACCAGAGGGAGCGGGAGCUGAGGAGCCUCCUGCUACAGCAGAGCAAUGUCUGACUCUGCCGGCCUCUGGGCAUCUCCUAACCAGGGCUCCUCUCAAAAGCAAUGGCUGCCAUGAACACGGGAUGGGUGGCCCCGCUACCAAAUCACACAGACGUGCAUGGCCAUCUUCCCCUUUGUUCUGAUGGCUAAACAUGCAUUUCUGAAUAUAAAAAGAUAUCUUCAGAGUGCCUGGUCAGAGAUGAACACUCAAAUUCAGAUUUCCCCCCACCCCUAAAAUGGAGCUAUACAUUGAAGAACUGAGUGUAGGAAGAUGGAGAGAAUUUCCCGCUGGAGGGCAGACACAGCAGUGCUGACAGUGGAUGGCAUGUAUGUCUAUUCAAGAACAUCUGCUCAUAAUGCAAAGUAUUUAUUUAACCCACCUAACAAGGGCAUUGGUGGCUGAGGUCUGAGGUGUAAUUCACUAUUUGCUCAUAGCACUGCUUAAGAACGCACUCCUUCUCAUGUUCAAGUGCAUACGUUUUUAUUUGCAAUGACGGUUAUCUGGAUAUGACCAAAAAAAAAAAAGUUGGGAAAGCAGGGACUUAAAGCUUGCAGAAUAAUACAGCCAUUUUAUUUUUACAUUCUUCCAUAGACUUUGUGUGGAGCGAACAUCCUCAAAUCAGGAAUCAAGAGUUCAGAAAAUAUGUCCAUCUCUUGAUUCUGUGGUCCCCAUCACUUCUGGAGGAAGAAUGUACUAGCCUCUUUUUCCUUUAAAAUGUCCUUCACAGACAAGCCAAAUAGCACCAUUUAGGGACAUAUUGGCAACACGCACAGCUGGGUUUCAGCCAGGCUUCCAGAAACCUCAAUGUUGCAGGCUCUGAGUAAUGUUUGCAAUGUCAUCUGUCUAGAUCCACAUUGGAAAAAAGGAGCGUGUGCAUUCCGAGUCCAUGUGCCCUCCAGGUCUGCCCUCUUCCAGCGUUAUCAGUCAACACAUCCAUCUCUCAGCUAUCUCAGCUUUUCCCUGGGAACAUACCUUAGCCACAAAGAAAUUGCACAGAGUUACUAAUGCCUUAAGAAUGAGACAGUUCCCUGAGAGCUGUGACUGUCGUCAUUGUGUUAAUUCAUGGACUGAAGACUACAGUCACCACAAAAGAAAACUGAAACCGUGUCACAAAUAGGAAGUCUGCAUUAGAUGCUGCAGUUUGCAGCUCAUGACACAGAGAAGAGGAGCCAAGGGGGAGAGGUGUCUGUGAACAAGAAGAGCCCUUGAGCAAGGACCUAGACAAAUAUGUAGUACAACUCAGUGUUACAGGGGUAACAUUUUACCUCUGAAAAAUAUAGGAGUAUAAUGCCUGCAUUUCCUUGGGAAAGAGAAUUAAGCAGGCUAGGAUUGACUGAAUAGAUAAGCGCUGUGUGCUCAUUUUAUCUGGACAAACUAGAAAUUCACUCAAGUGCCAUGUAACCAUGAAUGUGUAGGCAAUACACACACACACACACACACACACACACACACACACACACGUUCCUCAUACAAUAUGCCAGAGUGUGCUCUGGCUCUGCAAACACAAUACCAGGCAUGUGGGGUCAGAGGUCUCACUAAGAAAGUCUACCAAGUUAUCCUCAUGCUUAUCUGAUUCUUUAAGAAAAAUGAACAUUUGGGCCCAGAGAAACUGGGGAGACUUGAGCUGGAUGUAGCUGUUAGUGUGAACAACUGCACACCCCGUCAUAACCGUGAGAGGCCACAUUCACACUGUCUUUCCUUCAAACAACAACAAAAUGUGGAAAUAAAAUCUUUGGGUUGGAACCGAGCUAAUGUAGUGAGAGCCUGAGACCCAUGGAAGAAAAGUUUGCAGAACGAUUUCUAUUAAGGAAGAUUUAGGGCUGGAGAAAUGGCUUGGUCGGUAAGGGCUACAGCUCAAAUGCCUAACACCCUUGUAAAAUGCCAGGGAGGAGUUCAUAAGCCUAUAACUGCAGGAUCAUGGGGAGCUGAGACAGGGGGAUCACUGCAACUUACUGGGUACCAGAGAGCUCCAGGCUCAGUAAGACACCCUGUCUUAGGAGAAUAAGGCAGAUAAAGGAAAGUGACCUAUUCCUCUGGCCUCUAGACACAUGCAUGCUCUCCCCACCCCACAUACCAAUCUGUCUGUCUGUCUCUGUCUCUCUCUUUCCCUCUCUCUCCCUGUCUCUUUC
Molecule: messenger RNA, 3747 nt
Organism: Mus caroli (Ryukyu mouse)
Lineage: Eukaryota; Metazoa; Chordata; Mammalia; Rodentia; Muridae
Gene: Kcnj15
Product: potassium inwardly rectifying channel subfamily J member 15
Biological process (GO): regulation of monoatomic ion transmembrane transport; potassium ion import across plasma membrane
Cellular component (GO): plasma membrane
Molecular function (GO): inward rectifier potassium channel activity
Source: RefSeq, a predicted model, not a curated record